Messenger RNA from Manihot esculenta (cassava), 3491 nucleotides. RefSeq lists its product as uncharacterized. Bases 208 to 1446 code for a protein of 412 amino acids. The record is from RefSeq and is a predicted model, not a curated record. The transcript is spliced from 4 exons. Lineage: Eukaryota; Viridiplantae; Streptophyta; Magnoliopsida; Malpighiales; Euphorbiaceae.
CACGGAAGCCAUACCAUAUUCUUUUCUUUAUUUAUUUUAUUUUAUUUUAUAUAAUUUUAUAUUUUUUAUAUUUCUGCUUUUCUGUAAUUAAUAGCAAUACCAAUCCAUAAUCAAAUCCUCAAUUAAAACCUUACACAAACAAAAACCAUAACCACAAUUUUUCAAAGAAUCCAGUCAAGUCUUGUGAACUGUGAUAUUGUAGCAAUCAUGAGAUAUAGAAAAGGGAGUAAAGUGGAAGUUCUGAGCAAACAAGGAGUGCCUUCAGGCUUUUGGCGCUGUGCUGAGAUUAUCUGUGGUAAUGGCCACACUUACACUGUUAGAUAUGAAGGACAUGCAAGCACCAUUGAUGAGACAGUAAUGGAGAGAAUAUCUAGGAACGCAAUAAGGCCUUGCCCUCCACUACCUGAAAUUGCCGAAGAUUGGGUUCCUGGAGAUGUAGUAGAGGUGUUUGAUGAUUUUUCUUGGAAAACAGCAACAAUAUCAAAGAUGUUGGGAAAAAAAUACUUUCUGGUUAGGAUAAUAGGAUCAUCUCUUGAAUUCAAAGUGAGCAAAUUUGACAUCCGGACACGACAGUCUUGGCAAGAUGAUGAAUGGAUUGUAAUUGGAAAGGGUCCUGGCAGCUGUGAAGGUGCAAAACAUGACAACAAUUCAACUACAAAGUGCGAGAGAAAAUCCAUGAACAACGUUCGAAUGGCAAAGACAAGGUUAAAUGAACGUGUAAAGAAUGAUUGCUUUCCUAAAGUGAACAAGGAGAAUCUCCAAGAGCCUAAUAUAGUUUCCAAUAGAACUUUGAAGAGAGGACCUUAUGGUUAUAAACAAGCUGAAGCACAUGAUGGUGCUGCCCAGAAAUUUAGAGCAGUUGAGAAAGAGGGUAGGCUGCAUCGUUGGUUUGCCACAAAUCAAUUCCCACUGCUUGAACAGGUAGAUGAUUUUGCUUUCCCAACAGAUAUGGUGGGUGAAAAAUUCAUGCAUCCUUCUUUUAACGACCAAACUGGGUUUUCUGCUAUGGAUGUGGAGAGAAGAAAACAAACUGGUGCUGUUGGAUGUUCAUCUGCAGUAGAAUUAGAAUCCAAUGAUGAAGAUGGUGUUACUAGCUCAGUUGGUAGUUGUAGUAUCACUAGCAACAAUUUUUGUAAGUUUCGUAGUUAUGCAGGUUUUAUUGAAGACAAUGAUGGUUGUAGUAGUGAUGCAGAAUCUUUCUGCCAGUGGGGAUGUGGGGAAGAGAAUGUCCCCUUUCCCAUGAAGGAGGACCUGGCUACUGAAAUCCAUAGGUUAGAGUUGCAUGCUUACCGAUGCACUAUGGAGGCAUUGUUUGCAUCAGGACCUCUAAGUUGGGAACAAGAAGCAUUGGUGACAAAUCUCCGUCUAUCCCUCCACAUAUCAAAUGAUGAACAUUUGAUGGAGGGCCAAAGUAGGAGGCUCGUACACCUCACUUCCCAAUGUUGAAAGAUGAUGUUGGGGUUGCUAUGCGGUCUUGGUCUAAACAGUUGGGUAAUUCAUACAGCCCAGUAUGUUCAGCCACUGAUUUUUGGUAAUUUCUAUGAUUGCCAUACUUCCAUUUCAGGCCACCUGUGAGCCUCACAUAUCUUGUUUUGCUGAAGAAUGUGAUUUGAAAGUAGUUGCUGCCAUUGGAUGACCUUCAUGGGAUGCUUGGAAGGUUUUAUUUUGGACCUUUCCUUAGUUCAUCCAUAUAUUGCACCUCUUGCUUAUUGAUCUCUCUUGUUAGUUGCAAAACUAUCAGAUGCAAUCCUCCAUUGUUUUAAAAAAAAAGGUUCCUUAGUGGUUUCAUAAUACUUGGCAUUCACAUUUCUAUUUUUUAUUUUUAAUUUCUCUGAAUCGGGAAUUUAUUGAAGCUCUGGUGAGAAUGCAUCACAUAUCAAACCACUUUCUUUGGAAGCAUGUAGCAAUGGAAGUAGCACAAAUAUCCUACUAAAACCAUAAAAGAAUGGCAUCUGCAUGUGCAAAUUUUGGAUGAUUAUCAAAAAAGCAUAAGCUUUCCUGAAGCUUGCAGUGUCGAAUUAAGUGACGACCCUGGUGGGAUAUCAUGUUAGGAAGCAACCCAAGUCACCGAGGAAAAAAGAGUAAAUAUAAUGGUAAAAUGCCUUCUCUGAUCUGGAAGUGAAUGUUAACAUAGAAUAGGAUGAUAAAUUUUAAGUGUGAGAGAUAUGAUCGCUGAAAGAAAUUUAUCAAUGUCACAAGUUGUUAAUGGGAAGGAAGCGAGAUAUUACAUGCAUUUCUGCAAAUGGGCUGAGUUUGGAAUAGUUAUUGCAGGUAUUUGUGUGUGGAUUAUUUUGCGGCUAGCAUUUACUUCAUUCUAUAAUGGAAUAUCAUUUUGCCAGAUGUGAGAAAUGAUAUUAUGUAGUGUAAGUUCUGUACUCUUCCUUGAAUUCUUCAAGUAUUGGUUGGAUUGAUCAAGCUAGAUGCUAAAUACUUGUGACAGAUACGAGAGGACUCCCCAUGAGUUUUAACCUAAGGUUUUAGAUUAUAUAUGAUAUACAUGAAGUGCAAAUAAAGAGCUUAAGAGCAAUAGGAUACGUGAAAUGCACAAUAGAAAAAGGAAAAUUGAAUGGAUUUAUGUAUCUAUUUUUAUCUGUUCAUUGCUUGUGCACAAUUUUAAGUUGCGGCAUUUACUAUCUACUGAUGAUAUGCCAUUAGUUCUAAAUCAGGCCAGGCAAAUUUCCCGGUUGCAAGAUGCAUCAGCUUGAGAGUAAUUAUAUUACAAGGUGGAGCAUUCUCUUUAUAAAUUGAUAUGGCACUUCAUAAAUGAUGUUUCUAUGUUGUCUACAUAUGGAUGACGAAAGAGUUCAUGAACAUCUCAUUGAUAUAAUUAUAUAAAAUAGAUGAUAAUGCUAAGCAUUUGAUCUCAAGUCAUUCAUAUUAAGCAUAUCUGCGUUAGUGAGCAUCAAAUAAGAUUUCAGCUGACCUGAUUUAUGUGCAUUAUUGUGUUCUCGGGUGCAGAUGAGUCUUGAAAUUUAUGUAACUGGAAGCUCAUUGACCUUGUAAAUUUCUCUUCUCUAGCAGAACGUUGCUUUCAUGGACAGAGAAGCAGCUUGUUCUGCAGAUGGAACUGCUAAAGAUGAAACUACUCUAUCUGCAGAACUCUUGAAGGAUAUGUGUGCAUUCCUGUGUUCUGCUGGAGUUUACGAACUCCAUUUUCAGAUAAGGGAGAUUUCUUUUUUUUUUUUUUUUUUUUUUUUUUUUUUGCAAUAUUAAAAAAUUUUUAUUCAUAUUUUUUUUGGCAAAAAGAAAAAAAAAAAAGAAGCAUAAUAUAACUUUUAAAUUGAAAAAAAGGCGAUAAAAAUAAGUCUAACUCAGAAAGACCAACCUAUCUCUUUUUUUUUUUUUUCCAAUUUACAACAUUUGAUGUCCAAGUCACAUUUGAUAUCCGAGUCAGUCACACCAUUUACCAUUGUUGAUGUAGAUUGUAUACAUCGCUAAAUGAUCAUCACACGUGUGAAAAUUAUUUUUCAUAACAUUUUGGGGAAUUUUAA